UGUUUUAUGUUUUGUUGUUCCAUUGUUUUAGGUGUGUACAUAAUAUUUUAAAAUAUUGAUAUUAUGACUCAGCAUGGAUUCUCCAGAGUUGAAAAGAGCAAGACUCAUUCCUGAUCCAACUGUUGAAACAGUUACCAUUCAAGAAGGAUCUGCUGGUUUUUAUCAAACUGGGAAUUGUCAGAUAUGCGAAGACAAAGCAACUGGCAAGCAUUAUGGCGCAAUAAGCUGUGACGGCUGCAAAGGAUUCUUUCGACGCAGCAUUCGAAAGAGUCAGACAUAUGUGUGCAGGUUUGGCAAGGACUGCAAGAUCAGCAAAGACAACCGAAAUCAAUGUAGGUUUUGUCGAUUGAGAAGAUGUUUCCGUGUUGGUAUGAAGAAGGAAGCCGUACAGAACGAAAGGGAUAAGAUAACUCGUAAACCUGCUGAAGAGAGUGAACGCGUUCUUUCGCCACAGACAUUAGUGUCUGCUGAGAUCCUUUCAAGGCCUGCUCAAUCACCGUCAGAUGGCAAUCGAGGUCGAGAAGCAACCAGUAACGAUAUCGUGGAAUCCAUGAAACAGCAGCUUCUUGUGUUAGUGGAGUGGGCCAAAUACAUACCCGUAUUUUGCGAGCUUCCAUUGGACGAUCAGGUGUCGUUAUUGCGUGCGCACGCCAGCGAGCAUUUGGUCCUUGGCGUUGCUCGACGCUCCAUGUUGUACAGGGACGCUCUACUACUAGGUAAUGAUCUAGUCAUCUCUCGCGCUCAACCCGAGCUAGAAAUUCGACGCAUCGCUGUUAAGGUCAUCGACGAAAUAGUUAAGCCCAUGGUGGAACUAGAUGUAGACGAUACAGAGUACGCCUGCUUAAAAGCGAUCGUGUUUUUUAAUCCAGACGCGAGGGGACUAAGCGAUACCAAGAAAAUCAAACAACUACGCUUUGAGGUGCAAACCUCCCUCGAAGAUUACAUUAAUGAGCGCUCGUUUGAUUGUCGUGGAAAGUUUGGCGAAAUCCUGCUGCUACUGCCUACGUUGCAAUCUGCCGCCACGAGUAUGGUUGAACAGUUGCAAUUCGCGCGAUUGUUUGGUGUUGCAAAAGUUGACAACCUGCUGCAAGAAAUGCUACUUGGAGGUUCUGGUGUGCAAGACCAACUUGACGCGCUAACUCUUUCGCCACUUCAAGCCGACGAUCCGGAAACUACUACCAGUUGUCAACAAUGCAUGGGACUCUCGCAACUUUCGUUCGCAGCAAGUACUUUGACACCAGCCACCGUACACAGUCACGACGGGAACAUAAUGUCGCACACCCACACACACGUCAACAACAUUAAUACAAUACAAAUCGCCAAUGCCUCGCAACCAGGUGGCGUCAUCACGCAGCAACUAACUGAUCUCGAUAAACAAUCUCCGUUUCAGGACGCAGGGGUCCUGAGUAUUUCAAUAAACCAAUUAACAUCGUCCGGGCAGGACUUGAAUCCGGUAAUCGGUGUUAAAAACGAAGAAGACAUAUAAAAUAUUUUAUUGACCGACCGUAAUAUUUUUUACAUAUAUAUAUAUAUAUAUAAAAGCAUAAUUAUUCUUAGUACCAGACACGCGUAGAUGUGAAUAUAACUGACUUAUUAUUUUAAAAAUAAAACCAGGUUGCAAUCCAGUAACGACUUCCAGCGAUGGCCCGAUAGUUGACUCGAAAUGACAACUGGAAACGCCCAAUUAAACCUAAAACUCCGAUCUUUGAAGUUAAUGCAGAUACUGUACUAUAAUCUUGACAUUGCUGACGAUGCAUUUUUUUGCAAUGCACAAUACAUGGUGUAUCAGCGUUGUUGUUAAUUUUUAUAAAGAUAUUUGUUGUAUGUGUAUAUGUAUGUUCUGGUGUACACAUUGAAAUUUGCUUCAGGUUACUCAAUAUACACGCUUUUUUAAACGCGUAUCAAAGAUAAGAAAAUUUUUUAAGUUUUUGAAAUUUUAUGUUUGGGAGAAAUUACAGGUUGUUUUUUUUUGUUGUCAUUUUGUAUGUGGAAUAAAUUAUCAGCCCGUCUUUUUU
Hydractinia symbiolongicarpus is the source of this 2015-nucleotide messenger RNA. Its product is annotated as hepatocyte nuclear factor 4-gamma-like. Gene Ontology annotation, molecular function: RNA polymerase II cis-regulatory region sequence-specific DNA binding; nuclear receptor activity; zinc ion binding. NCBI's taxonomy places the organism in Eukaryota, Metazoa, Cnidaria, Hydrozoa, Anthoathecata, Hydractiniidae. Bases 74 to 1486 code for a protein of 470 amino acids. The record is from RefSeq and is a predicted model, not a curated record. Gene Ontology annotation, biological process: regulation of transcription by RNA polymerase II; cell differentiation; anatomical structure development. The transcript is spliced from 6 exons.